Messenger RNA from Benincasa hispida (wax gourd), 1798 nucleotides. Its product is annotated as magnesium transporter MRS2-I-like. NCBI's taxonomy places the organism in Eukaryota, Viridiplantae, Streptophyta, Magnoliopsida, Cucurbitales, Cucurbitaceae. The record is from RefSeq and is a predicted model, not a curated record. Gene Ontology annotation, biological process: magnesium ion transport. Gene Ontology annotation, molecular function: magnesium ion transmembrane transporter activity.
CAGUGAAAGCCCAUGCAAGCAACAAACAACCAAAUCCCAUUUCCCCUUCAACUUUUCCCCAAUCUUCUGUUUCUUGAUCUUGUUUUUUCUCCUCAAAUUCUUCAUCGAAUUGAAUCAAUCACGCUUCAAAAUCACCAAAAAUUUCCAGCUUCUUCUUCCAUUUUUGUUUUUGUUUAGGCAUUGGUAGAAGAAGAAGAGCAAAAAAUGUUGGUGGGAUCGAAAUCUUAGCUUCAGAGAUGGCUGGAAAUGGAUUUGUAAUCCCUGUGGAAUCUCAGGUUGGUUCGGUGAAGAAGAAGAAGAAGAAGCAGACGACGACGAAGAAGAAGAAGAAUACUGCAAUUUCCAGGAGCUGGGUUUCGUUGGACCGUGAAGGUAGAAGUACGAUUUUGGAUGUGGAUAAGUAUGCGAUUAUGCAAAGAGUUCAGAUCAAUGCGAGAGAUCUUCGGCUUCUCGAUCCUCUGUUGUCGUAUCCUUCCACUAUCCUGGGUAGAGAAAGAGUGAUUGUUCUCAAUUUGGAGCACAUCAAGUCAAUUAUCACUGCGGACGAGGUGUUACUUAGAGAUCCAAUGGAUGAAAAUGUAGUUCCAAUUGUUGAAGAACUGCAGAGACGGUUGCCUUCCACAAAUUCCCUAUACCAAGGACAAGGGGAAGAAGAAGAGCCUUCUACCACCCAAAAUGAGUUGGCUGAAAACGAAUUUCCAUUUGAAUUCCGUGCUUUAGAGGUGGCGCUUGAAGCAAUUUGUAGUUGUCUUGAUGCACGCACAAGGGAAUUAGAGACUGAUACAUAUCCUGCUUUAGAUGAGCUGACCUCCAAGAUUAGCAGUCUUAACUUGGACCGAGUGCGCAAACUGAAGAGUGCAAUGACAAGGCUGACAAAUCGGGUGCAAAAGGUUAGGGAUGAACUUGAACAACUUCUGGAUGAUGACGAUGACAUGGCAGAACUUUACUUGUCACGGAAAGUAGCUGGCACCCCUGAAAGUGGCUCCGGGACUCCAAUUUGGUUUCUUGCUUCUCCUAAGGACUAUUCAAAGAUGUCUAAAACAAGUAGAGCAAGUGCGAUUACCACUCGAGGAGAGAAUGAUGUUGAGGAACUAGAAAUGCUACUCGAGGCCUACUUUAUGCAAAUUGAAAGUACAUUAAACAAAUUAAUCACGUUGCGGGAGUAUAUCGAUGACACAGAGGAUUACAUCAAUAUUCAGCUUGACAAUCACAGGAAUCAACUGAUUCAGCUAGAACUCUUUUUGAGCUCUGGGACUGUUUGUUUAUCUAUUUAUUCUUUAGUGACUGCAAUAUUUGGAAUGAAUAUCCCAUAUACCUGGAAGGAAGAUCAUGAACAUGUAUUCAAAUGGGUGGUCAUCCUGACAGGAAUUGUUUGUGCAACCAUUUAUGUGUCCCUAAGCUCGUAUGCGCGAUACAAAGGUCUCGUUGGAUCUUGAACGUUACACUUGUAAAAUGUUUCCACGGUUUCGAGAAAUUAUUAUUAACUCGAACCGAAAUGAUUCUUGAAGUCUGUCGGGAAGGACAAACAUAAGGAAGGUAAUGUCAAGUUAUGGUUGAAUCAAGUGAUCUUCUAGACAUGGAGUGUCUUUUUUGACGGCUUAUCAUUUUUUUCCUCUAUGGUUUUAUAAGUUAAUUAGGGAAAAGGGGUGGUUUUCAAACUAUUUAGGAAAAAUGGGUCGAAAUUUUAUCUUUAUUGGAAUGCGUCGGUUGAACGGACGCAUUUUAGAAUAUUUUAAUAAUAUGUUGACCAGACGCAUUCAGUUAAUUAAAUAAAAAAAAGUUAAUUAGACAAUGUCAA